CUUGAAAGUCGUAAAAAUGUUUUUAAAUGCAUAGUAAAGUAACAUCAAUAGUGCUUGUAGCUAAUUUGAACUCCUACAAAAGUUAAGUCACAAUGAAGAGGUUUAUUGUAAAAAUAAGUCAAUGACUAAGAAAAUUAUGCACUUUUAGGUUACUGUGUAAUCUAGAAGUGUUCUUAUCAAAGCAGAAAAGAGAAGCAGCAAACAAGAAAGUGUUCAAAACUGGUCAACAAUAUGUCUUGUGUUGGAAACAAUACACUAUCUCAUGGAAAAAUUGUGUGGCCAAUUCUGGAUGGUGUAUUGUUAAUAGGCAUUCUAUGUGGAAAUAUUUUAACAAUUUGUGCAGUUUGUUGGUGCAGGCGACUAAAUAACAUUCUAUCAAAUCAUUUUGUGUUAAGCCUUGCAGUAUCCGACCUAGUGGUAGGAUUGGCACUACCAUAUCACAUGGCGUUUUACAUAUGCAAUCCUUUGGGAAGUGACAAACAAACUUGCAUCCUGAGAUUUGUUCUUAUUACUUUGCCAUGCUGUGUUUCCAUGUACAAUCUAAUAGUAAUUGCAGUAGACAGAUACAUAGCAAUAAUUCAUCCUUUACAUUACUACCGAUACAUGACUCGAAGAAUGGCUACAAUUCUAAUUGCGUCAGGGUGGAUUACAGCUUUCAUCCUUUCGACAGUGCCAGCUUAUUGGAAUACUUUUGAUGAACCAUGUCAAGAGCCAUGUGAUGAACCAUGUCAACUACAUAAUGUACUGCCAGCAGUAUAUAUUUUAUUCAUUCUUACACCAGCUUUCCUACUCGUGUGGAUAGUUAUGUUUGCACUGUAUUGGAGAAUAUGGCGAGAAGCAGCUGGCCAUGCCAAGCGCUUACGCAGUGCUCAUCUCAACAACAGUCCUUCAGAUUGGAAAUCUUUGCAGAUGGUGAUGUUAAUUCUAGGGUGCUUUUCCUUCUGCUGGCUGCCUUUCUUUAUCGUAAUUUGUUCAAGAUCUGCUCAAUUAACUAUUCCACGUUCUCAGUUAGUUUAUCAAGUAACAUAUUUGAUGGGUAUGGCUAAUUCUUGUAUAAAUCCCAUUAUAUAUGCAUGGAAAAAUUCAGAAUUCAGAAAAGCCUUUGCUAGACUUUUACACUGCCAAUCACCAAAUAGAUUACAGACACUUUUGCCAGAAACAAAGGAUAUACAACUCCAUACAAUUGGAAAUAUAACUGAAACUCCCUUUCCAUCAGAAGUGAAUUAAGAAAUUUCACACCUUACUUCACAUCUACCUCGAGUAAAAUCACAUUUUUUGUUUGUACUGUUGAAAAUAAUCGCAUUGUGAAAAUAGGCAAUCUCUUUUCUAAAGCGACAUUAGUUUCAAAUUUGUUAACAAAACGAUCUUUUGCUAGGUCCAACCUGGCAAUUUUAUAGAAAACAUAGUGAAAGAAAAAAACAUGCUGUUCAAUGUACAUAAGUAGCAGCCAAGACAAUAUAUUGUGCAGAAGCUCAAAUUUUCUGCAAGUAAAGCUAUUAUGUAAUACAUGAAAUACUUUAUUGUAUUUUAAUACAGAUAUGAACGAAAACUACUUGUAUUAAACAUGAAUUAAAAGUUAUUUAAAGCGCAUCAUAAGGUUGUUUUUUAUUAUUU
This is a messenger RNA of Gryllus bimaculatus (two-spotted cricket), 1614 nucleotides long. The record is from the annotation of a GenBank genome assembly. NCBI's taxonomy places the organism in Eukaryota, Metazoa, Arthropoda, Insecta, Orthoptera, Gryllidae.